Messenger RNA from Lithohypha guttulata, 1521 nucleotides. RefSeq lists its product as uncharacterized. Bases 1 to 1521 code for a protein of 506 amino acids. The transcript is spliced from 4 exons. NCBI's taxonomy places the organism in Eukaryota, Fungi, Ascomycota, Eurotiomycetes, Chaetothyriales, Trichomeriaceae. The record is from RefSeq and is a predicted model, not a curated record.
AUGAACCGAUUCUUGAAGAACUUUGAGUUCGAAGACACCACUCCUCGAACCUCUCCAGCAGCUUCUGACGAUUCCUUGCUUGAGCAAGAGAAGAACCAACACAUACGAAAUGUGUUCCCUAGCAGCCCAGAUGAGCUCGAAGGCUAUCGACCCAUGCGGGUUGCCUUGGUACAGACAGCAGCGGGCCUCAAACCUCCAUCUGGUGGCUUUCGAGGAAAUUACGCCAGUCUCCUAGCCUUACAGAAGCACGGACACAUGACCAUGCAGUUCGCAUGGGCCACAAGACAGGACAUCUACGAAGCAGUUGCAGAGUUGAAGUCAGCAGGAAGAUUCAGUAAGCAACACUUCCAGAGAGGAACAGUCCAGAUCUUCGACAAGGAUAGCAACUCAACACCCGUCACCUGGACAAAGUUCACAAACACUCAUGGCAUAUUGUGUGUUACACUUGACGCAGAGACCAUGAUCCCUACAUACCCAAAUCCUUUACAGCAGGAGGAUGCUGCUGCAUUUAUCCGAACAGGAUCAGUACCCGCUCGAGCAGUCCCAUACAUGAGGUGGCUGCAAGAUCAUAUCAUCGGUUUCAACGCAACGCAUGUGGUCUUCAAUGACGCAUUUGCUAGUGUUGCUACUUGCAACUUGCCUGCAGAUAUUCAGGCCGGCAUUGCUCGUGUUGAGGUUGUUCAUACGCUCGAACAACUACCCACUGGUCCCUACGCCGGCGGCAUCUCCGGAGGUGCCCAAUGUCCUGAAGAGCUGAGACUGUUCAAGGAGCUUGACGGCUUGAUUGCCGUUUCCAAAGCGGUCCAACGAUAUGCGAAAGACCACUGUGGUCUGCAUGCCGAAAUGAUUCCAAACCAUGCCUGGUCCUACAAGGACAAGGAGACCAGUGACUGGCCACGCUACAGAUCCAACUUUGCCAAACAAAACGUUGUUAUGAUCAAUCCAGCUUGGGUCAAGGGCUACGAUAUCUUUCUGGCUAUGGCAAGAGAUAACGCUCAACGAAAAGUCGAGAACAACUGGGAUGCGCUUCUUGACAGACCCGUCUACAACUUCAUUGCAUAUCUAGGCUGGGGCUCCAGCCCAAAGAUGGUGCAGGACUUGAAGGCUGCUGGAGUGAAGGUCGAGGAGUCAGUCACAGACAUGGAGCCUGUUUUCGACAACAUGAGCGUCUUGAUCAUGCCGUCCCUUUGGCAGGAAGCCUGGGGCCUCUCUGCAACAGAAGCGCAACUACGAGGCAUACCUGUCAUCGCUUCCAAUGUUGGCGGUCUACAGGAAGCUAAGCGAUACGUUACCCCCUUUAUCAAUGUUAACACAAUCAGCGGUCAAGAGCGCAACGAGAAGGGCGAGUACGUCAUCCCUGUCCAAGACGUAAAACCCUGGAUGAAAGAACUGGAUAGUCUCUUGACGGACAAAGACCGCUACGAAGCAGUCUCUCAUAUGGCGUUCUACACCACAAGAGAAUGGAUUCGAAAUUUCGAUGUCAGAGGAAUGGAGAAGUACCUGCUCGACGUUAUGAAAUGA